This is a messenger RNA of Saprolegnia diclina VS20, 1209 nucleotides long. RefSeq lists its product as hypothetical. NCBI's taxonomy places the organism in Eukaryota, Oomycota, Saprolegniomycetes, Saprolegniales, Saprolegniaceae. Bases 1 to 1209 code for a protein of 402 amino acids. Gene Ontology annotation, molecular function: protein binding. The transcript has 3 exons. The record is from RefSeq and is a predicted model, not a curated record.
AUGACCGAUGCCGAGACCAUCCUCGCGUUCCUGGACCGUCUUCUCUUGUCGGCGUAUGCGACGCCGUACUUGACGUGCGGGCAGUGCAACAGUCUCAACUUUAUCGACGUCGCCCAAAUCCAAGGCAUCCGCAACGAUCUGCACCGCAUCGGCGACUACGAGCGGCUCGUACCGUGUGUCGGCUGCGGGCGCACGAUCUUUCUGCGCCCGGGCGUCGCCAGUUUGGCCGCCGAGAUCGAGCACAAGACGCUGCUCGACGACGGCCACGAAAAGCAGCGCGAGCCCGCGGCCAUCCACAUUCAGCGCGUCGCGCGCGGGUACCUCGGGCGAAAGGAGGCCAAGGCGCGGCGCCAGGCCAAGCUCGAGUACGAGCGCAAGAUCUUUCGCGCCGCCGCCUGCAUCCAACGGCGGAUCCGAGGCGUCGAGGCACGGACCCGAUACCGCGUCGAGCAAUGCAUUGCCGUCAUCCUCAACACACACAAGUCAGUGUAUGCGUUUGCAACGACCAACCAGCCCAACAUGGGCCGGAUCUUUUGGUAUGAAAACGCCGCCGAGCUCGCAGUCUUUUCCACCGACUACCGCGAGUUUGUGCGCCGGACGGGCAACCGGCCACCGCUCUACCGCGUCGAGGCCAACGUCAAAGAGGUCGCGCGGCGCGUCUUGGCGCGCGAGAACUGCCUCGUUGCACGGAUCCAAGCCGCAUGGCGGGGGCUCACGACCCGCGUCGCGUACCUCGAGCUCAAGCGGCAGCUGGGCUGGCAUCGCAGCAGCCGCAUGGCGCCCGCGGUGCGGAUUCAGCGCCUCGCCCGCAUGCACGCCGACCGCCGGCGCCGCCCCGCGCCCGUGCCCAGCCGCGACGCGUGCCUCGCCGACUAUUACACGAUUUACACGGAGAAGACGCGGAGCGCACAUGCUCGGCAUCUGCAGCGGACGCUACUCGCCACGUACCGCGACCAUGUGCAGCACAAGCGCGGCGCCAAGCUCGUGGGACUGCCCAUCGAGCCCUUCCGCGUGUACAAAAACGACACGCUCUUCCCUCAUAGUUGUAGCAACCAGCAGUCGAACAAUGCAGUGGCCAAGUCGACAGCGCCAAAAGUGAUGUCGGCCUUUCGCCGUGCCAAAGCCAAGCUCGAUCGCGUCGCACUGCAGCCAGCAUCGCUGCCCCAGCGACUGCGGCAAGAGGUGACCAACCAACGGAGCGAUUCGUAA